Messenger RNA from Caenorhabditis briggsae, 1056 nucleotides. RefSeq names its product Protein CBR-SRH-11 (gene Cbr-srh-11). The transcript is spliced from 7 exons. The record is from RefSeq and is a predicted model, not a curated record. Lineage: Eukaryota; Metazoa; Nematoda; Chromadorea; Rhabditida; Rhabditidae. The coding region runs from base 1 to 1056 and encodes 351 amino acids.
AUGGAAAGUCGAAAUUGCGACUUGCCAGCGCCUGAUAUUUAUAUAAAAUGUAUGCAUAAUUUCCAUCUUAUCAGUUUUCCUGUGUAUAUUGUUGCAUUCAACGCAUUGUUCCGAGAAAAUUCUCAAAUGUUCACAACCUAUAAAUAUUUCCUGAUUGCUCAUGUCUUUAUAAACAUUAUAUCAGAAAGUUAUGUGUCUUUUUUCAUGCUUCCAAUGACAUAUUUACCUCAUCCGGCACUUCGAAAUACUGGAUUGUUGGCAGACUUAAGGUUUAGUGGAAUGUUCAUUUUUUAUGGGUUGGCACAAUCUGUGAUGUGCACUGUUGGCUCAAUUCUAGAAAUGUUCUUUUUUCGGUACAAACUAAUUGCUAUAUACAAAAAAGGACUGUUCAAAAAGCUUCUGCGUUUUCAAGUUCUUUUGUACCGUGGCCUUAUCCUUUUCCACCCUGUCUUUGCCGCUAUCACCAUUACCUAUAGUAUAGGUGUUGAAAGAGAAGCAACUACGGAACUUUUUCUGAGCAACCCAGACCUCCCACCAGAAAUCACAUGCUAUUCCGUGAUCAUGGCAGUUUUUGAUGAUGCUGUUAUGUACGUUCUGGUUAUCAUUUAUGGAAUCCAAGUCGUUCUCCAGUUUACUGUAUCUAAUGGAGUUUUGAUGCAAAUCUUGAAAUUCGUAAAAGAUGGACAAGGAAUGUCUGCGUCUACUCUCAAACUUCAGAAGAUGAUGGUUUUCAGCUUAUUCAUUCAGGGAACUAUCCAUGGAGCAUUGAUAAUGUUGCCUACCAUGUUCAUGAUUUAUGCCAUAUUUUUUAAAUCGAGCCAGAACGGUAUGGCCCUCGGUUUUCUCAUGUGUGUAGCUUAUCAUGGAUUCGUCUCAACAUGUUCUAUGGUAGUGUUCACCAAGCCACUUCGUGACAGAAUUGUGCCGUGCAUCAGAGUUGUUCCAGCCGCCACCACUCCUAGCAAUGUAUCACGACUGGUGAGCUCGACGAGGGAUGCACCAUCGAACCAUAGCCGAAACUUAAUUGUGGAUCGCCGCUCAAAUCUAGCUGGAUGA